CACAGCCGCACAGGCACUCUCUCCCUCUACUCUUCCAGUCUCCAACGCUGCCACGGGCGCGUAUCCUCCGGCCGCCACCGCACAAUCCGGCCCCCAUGGCCGCCGCCCCCGCCUCCCUUUCCCUUGGCUUCCCCUCUCUCCUCCGCUCAACUCCCAGAAUCCGACCCCAGCCCCACUCGCAACCACCGACACCCAACGACCCCCCUAAACCCCUCAGCCUCGGCCUAACCCUCGCCAAUGUUUGCGGUCCCAUUUUUGCAAAUUUCUCCGCGCCGCGGGCCAUUGCCGACGUCGUGGAGAAGGACUGGUCCUUCCUCGAGCCCGCGGGGGCGGGCGUCCAGCGCGCGCUCGCCGCGGGGGCGCUGUCGCCGUCCUCGCGGGUGCUGGCCGUGACGCCCACGGCGUCCUUCGUGGGCGCCCUGCUCGCGUCCUCGCCCUGCGGGCUCCUGGUGGCCGCGCACGAGUCGCUGUACGUGCUGGCGGGGGUCAAGGAGGCGCACGACGAGGUGAGGUGCUUCCACCUGGAGGGUGGGGGCUGGGGCAGGGGCGGCGGCGUGGUGGAGGCCGUCCCGGAGAGGUUCGACGACUUCGACGCCGUGUUCGUGUGCUACUUCCCUGGGAUGGGGGUCUCCGCCGCGGCGCUGCUCAAGUCGCUGGCCAAGAGGUGCUCCAAAGGUGAGGCAGAAAUGGCACCUUAUCCUUGUUUAACUGCGUCGUUUCUGUGGACUGAGCCUGAGCUGGUUAGGACGAUAAAGGCUUAUUAGACUGUGCAUUUCGUUUUCCCAACUAUACGUAGGCGGUAGGCUCAAUAAAUAAUCCUGAUGGUUAAUCUCGUGUGUUGAUUUAAUUUAAUUGGAAUGGGAAUGAGUCAAUUCGUGGAUCAGAUGUAUGACUCUUGCAGUCCACAGCAAUAUACUAGUGUGUUCUGGGUCUGUUCCUUUGUGUCAUUAGGCUACUUUUAGAACUGAGUUAUGGCCGCCAGUUAACGUGGUUUUCACUCCUAAUUCCACUUAGUCUUGGUUUUCCAAUGGCGACUACAACCUCUUUAGGCAAUUUGUUGUAUGUAAAGGCUUGUUGAAAUAUGUAGGGCAUACUUGGAACAUUAUAUCUAUAAGAUUGUGGAAAUCAAAAUAACCAACUUUGCAAUGCA
This is a messenger RNA of Panicum virgatum (switchgrass), 1150 nucleotides long. RefSeq lists its product as uncharacterized. The transcript has 2 exons. The record is from RefSeq and is a predicted model, not a curated record. NCBI's taxonomy places the organism in Eukaryota, Viridiplantae, Streptophyta, Magnoliopsida, Poales, Poaceae. Bases 96 to 764 code for a protein of 222 amino acids.